AUUCAUUCAGAGCAUAUGAAAUUUAACAUGUGAACAAUCAUUCUUCCAAACUUUCAAACAAAACAAUGAACAAAGAACAUUGACAUGCUAUUGACAGACUUUGCAUCCUGCAUUUUUGCAUUAGAUUUUUCUUGGUUUGGUGAAAAACUGUUCUAGUGCUCUCCGGAAAUUGAAUGCAUCUGGGCUUGGCCCAUUGAUGGAGACCCUCGGGAAGGCAGCACUGUCACGGUCAGCAGGUCUGCUUCAAGGAGACACUUCACAAACUUUAUUUUGUAAGGGCAAACUAGAUGUUGAUUUUGUGAACAGUGACAUGCUCGAUAAACACUUAGGACCAAAAACUCACUCUCAUUUAUAUUGAUUAUUAAAUAACGUAACCUAAUAAAUCUCUCGGUUGGUCUCUAGUCCGGUACAGCCACCGGUCUCUGUCGGUGUGUAGGCUACAUCAUCUCGAAGUAGAACAACUGUAACAACUGUAAAAGACCUGUAUUAACAUAGCGAAAAUUAGCAUCACGGCGAGCGGACAGUUAGCCUUAGUUUAUGUUAGAAGUUGACUGGCGCAGUGAGAUCGGGCAGCAACACAUACUGCUCCGUUAACUUAAUACUCUCUAUACCGGGCGCCCCAAAAACAUAAACACUCAGUUGUCUAAGCUUACCGUACUUCAAGCCAUCUUCAAAUGCCGUGCUCAGAUACGGUGUCUCGCUGGAUCGCGCCAGAUGCAGCCGCUCGCUCGCUCACUGGGGCGCGACAGAGAGACCGAGUACAACGGGGAGACUGACAGAGAUGAAAGAUGGUGAAACACUGUUUACAUUUAAUUAAAUUAUAUAUUGGUCAAAUGAGACUGUGGCGGGCCGCCAUAGUCUCGUUUGGGCCCGACACAGUCUCAGUAAUUAAAGGGAAACGCUGACUUGUAAUGGAGUAUAUUGAUUACACUGCGGUGUUGACACAUUUUAAUGAUCUAAAUACUUCCACCACCAAUAGUAUUUUUAAUGAGUUCACAUUCCCCCAAAAAAUAAUAAUUAAAAAAGGAAACACAACAUUUAUUAUUCCUAGCAUUAACCCCCCUCCCGCCAUUAUAAACUAAACUAAAAAAAUGAAGGAAAUAUCACCAUGAGCAAGAACUGUGUAGUAACGUUGCCGCUGCAGCAGAUGGCGCUACAAGACAAAGAGGCGGCAGCAGAGGGUAUAUGCAGGAACCACAACAGAGAGUGAUCACAUGAACGCACCUUAUCGUGCUGGCUAAGUGGAUGUGCACCUGCAGUCUCUCCUUGCAGUCCUCCUUCUGCUCCUCCUCUUCCUCCUGUCCUCCUUCCUGUCGGUCGGACAGCGUUAGUGCGCAAAGCGACCGGCAUGCAGCUGGAGAUAAAUCCCCCCCGCUCAGCCGGCCGAGGGCUCAGCCGGAGAGCAUGGCAGCAACUACACUGAUGCUCAAGCAGCGAGGAUAUAGCAGCAGAGACCGGGUGGGUGUCGGAGCUGCAGCCUGGGCGUGGGAGAGAGGUAGAGCCACGAUGAAAGCGGUGUAAUUCCUCAGAUAUAGGAAUGGGGGGCGGGGGAACCUGAGUAUCCUCUGGAUCAGAUUUUGUAUUUGUGGGUUUUAUUUGGUGUCUUGAUCUGUGAAAUUUAUCAAACACUGUACUUCGUGCCUACCAACCUCCACCGGAGCUGAGAAGGAUGGAGAAAGGCGCACAACAGCAGCCGCAGCUGUCCAAACACGCAGAGAGUACGGCGAAGGACAUCUCCAAAAUCCACGACGAGGAGCUGCUCCAGUGGGACAAAGAGGAGCUGGUGCGGCGGCUCAGGAGGACAGAGGCGGAGAAGAGGGGCGUCAUCGUAGAGCACGGCAAUCUGAUGCGGGAGGUGAACCGGAGACUCCAGCAGCAUCUGAACGAGAUACGGAGUUUGAAGGAUAUAAACCAGAAACUGCAAGAGGACAACCAGGAGCUGCGGGACCUGUGUUGCUUCCUAGAUGAUGACAGGCAGAAGGAGAAGCGGGUGUUGCGGGAGUGGCAGCGUCUGGGCCGCUACAGCGCUGGCUUGAUGAGGAAGGAGGUGGCUAUUUACCUGCAGAAGCUGAGUGAGCUGGAGCAGCAGCAGAUGGAGGUCAUCAGGGAGAACCUGGAGCUCAAGGACGUGUGCCUCAUGUUGGAGGAGGAGAGGGCUGUGGCUGGGGUGGGGGGCAGUAGUACAGGUGGGCAGGUUGGCUCCAGCUACAGGAGUUCCAUAGACAGUCAGAGCAGCUUGUCUCAGCUGGGUGGAGGCGUCCCAGUACCUGGCCUUUUGCGAGAUGUUGGUGAUGGGAGCAGCACCUCUAGCGCAGGAAGCACAAAUAGCUCUGAUAACCCCCACCACAAACCCCCUCCCCUGGGCUCUAGCACAGACCCUGGAUCUGGAUCGAGCUGUGUUUCCUUGGAGCAACCACUGAAACCAGGAGAUGUGUGUGAAUCAACAGGCAGAGGGCACAGCUCCACCUCAGAGUACCACACCUUCCCCCAGUCCUGCAGGCCCCGUGAAGGGUCCCUCACUAACCUUGACCCUCAUAGGCUUCGGGGACAUAGCCCAGAGAAACACAGCAAGUCUCCCACCAGGCUACCAUACAACUCCCACCUCAAACCCUGCAGCUCUGACCUACUAGCCCAGAAACAGCUAUUACUGUCAGGACAGGCACCAGGCUCAAGCAAGGGGACAGCCAAUUCCACCCCAGAGCUGAGUCAGAGACACCGGCAGGUUAAGACAGUGGGGUUGAGCCGCGGGAAUCCCGGGGCAGCAUUUGGGACACCUGAGCACCUGCAAAAAGUGCGGGUGAUUUUGGGGAGUCCAGAGUCUAUACGGCACCACUAUCACUGUCAGCACAGCAAGGGGAGGUGUAACAGUGGUUCCCCCAGCAGGGAUGGGCAUCAGAGGCCAGCAGAGGAGGAGGUAGCUCCCCACCACCAGAUUCUGUACAACGCUCUGAUAUCUGCUGGCUGCUGCACCAAUUCCUGUAGGAAUGUAAAACUUUGGGACAGCUUUGAUACCUCCUGACCAUGACAUGCCUCAUGAUCAGAUGCUGCUGUGGCCACCCCCAAGAGAGAAAAAGGGAGUGAUCAGACAGUUAUUGGAUGGAGGAACAGUUGGAUCCAUGAAUAAUUGGAUGGAUGACAUAUGACAUGACAUUCAAAAUUAGGUAGUAGAAGCCACACAAGGUAACAGAAUACACUGGAAACACUUGAACGCUGUCUCUGCCCUGUCUGCUUCUGCUGCUGCUAAUGCUAUGCAUUUCCUGUGGACCACCAGAAAAGACUGAAUGUCACUGUUAAUUUUGCAAUGCCCCUGCAUUGCAUAAUUAACAGAGGAAAAUAAGUAAGUAAGUAAGUAAUCUGUCUGUAAAUAAGACAGCUUUCUGGGUUGCCAACAAAAUAGUCCUACCUCUUUGGAAAAACUGAAACCUUUUGGAUGAAAGAUUCUGUAUAUGAAAAGUAACUUCCUCUGCAAACACUGGAGGUGUUUGCCUCCUCUCAACACAAUCACAGUGCCAGUGAUUAUUUCAAAACUGAGGACAGAACAUGUAAUGAUAGUGAUUACAUUUACAAAGUCAUUGUGGAGCUUGAAUUAAAGCACAAAAAGAUUUACUGAGUAAUUUUAACCUCAAGAAAGAUAUUAUUUUAAUUAAAAAACUGUAUUUAAAAUAAAUUCAAUUUAUUAAUAGACGACUUUAGUUAUUGUUUCUAUCCUUUAUAGGAAUAUUGUAUUCACCAGUUGCUGCAGAAAUUUGGGAACACUGCACAAUCACUAGUUUUGGCCAUGUUGGGCCACCAGGCCAACAGGGCAAGAAACACAGGAGAUCAGACCAUCAGACAGUUUGUAAUCAAGCCAGUUGAGCUAGAUUUCUUAAACCAUGUUAUUUGGAGGUAAGAUUGGACUUAAGUACAACUCAAAUUAUGAUCUUAAUUUCUCCACCUGUGAAAACUGUGUUAACUACCACAAAAGGGGACAAAGACUAAAACUACACAUCUUACAGACAAAAUAAUUAAUCAAGAUUAUUGAUAAUGGAAAAUAAUUAUGCAGUCCUGCUUUCAUCAAAUAAACGUCAGUCUUACUAUAGUUUAUUGAUCACUCCCACAGUCAUAUCAGAGCUGUGGGACUUAAUUUAUUCUUUACAUAUUCUUACUGUAGCCUACACAACAAAUCAUAUUCAGCACUACCAUAAUCACAGAUUAUGGAUAAGAACAAAGAGGCUACAAUGAGCUAGGUAGAUGAUGAGAUGCACUACAUGUAUCUUUUGUGAACCAGCAAACCACCAACAGGUAGACAACACCGUUCACUUUGUCAUUGCAUCCUAUAGAAAAUAAUUCAUGCUGUGCCAAUAUAGCUCGAGUGGUGGCAGUUCCUCAUAGCUUAGUUUGAAGUCCUCACACCGCCAUUGAGAGACAGAGGUAGAACAGGCAUGUAAGCAUCCUUGGUUUGAGUUGGAUUAGGACAUUUUUUUACAUGCCUCAAGGCCUAAAAUGAAAACUCAUUAAUCUUACAGUAUUUUCACAUGGCUGCACAGACUGAGUUCAGAGCUUUAAAUGUCAUACAGUAAGCCUAGAAUGAUGAUAUGAUGGGCUUCAACGUUUAAUGCCAAAAUAUUAUUCAGUAACAAAUGUUUUUUAUCUAAGCUGUGAUUGUUGAGCUAAGAAAAUUCCCUGGAAGCAAUCGAGAGUUGAUGGAAUAAAUUGUGAUUUAUUUAAAUGUGAGUUAUUAAAUGAAUUUAACAGAUUAUACACUUUCUAAAAUAAAAAUAGCAAUCAUUAAGUCCUACCUUGUUGUGCACAUUCUUAGUUUUCUAUGUAGCAGAGACAUCUUUUGAAUUCAUUAAAGCUCUGUUUAGGGGUAGGGUGAGUGGACUUUUGAAUAUAUUCUCCAACAUACACCCUACUUCCAAAAUUCUGUGUUAUGUGCUUAUUUGCAGUCUGCUCUAACAAAGGAAGACAGAAAUCACUGAAAGGUCUAUGUCCAAUUAUUUAGUUCAGGCUGUCAAACGUUAUGUUUGAAAGCAGAAUAUUUGCAGGGUUUUCACCACCAGAUGAAAUGAUCAGGAUGUGUGUCCUAAUAAAACUGGAUGCUUGAAUGUGCAGAAAAUAUGCCAUUUUAAUUGGUCCAUACACAAAGUGGCUCACAAUAAUAUACACUUGAAAUCAUACUGUAUAAAGCUUUCACCCCCUUUCUUCUAGAUUUGUUGGCAGAUGAAACAAGAAAGAAACUAUAAUAUACUAUCAAAGUUGUUUUUAAGGGUCAAGAAUAGUUCGUUUUAUCUGCUUAGUUUUAUAAAUAUACAACUACAAUUCAAUUUUUGAUUUUUUGGUAGUAUAAAAUCACUUAUUCUAUCCAGAAAUCUAUGUAUAAGCUAAUAAACUCUUAGAUCUUUAUUUAAAAACAACUCAUUUUGCAGAAAGUGUUUUUUUGUAUCUGUGUGAUUGUACUGGAUAUACACAAAAUGUAUAUUGUAGACCAGUGAUUCUCAACAACUGGACAGUGUUGAGUAUCGGGCCACAAAAAUCA
Molecule: messenger RNA, 5518 nt
Organism: Lates calcarifer (barramundi perch)
Lineage: Eukaryota; Metazoa; Chordata; Actinopteri; Centropomidae
Product: coiled-coil domain-containing protein 85A
Exons: 4
Coding region: 1670-3019 (449 amino acids)
Source: RefSeq, a predicted model, not a curated record